CUGGCACCAUGUCUUCCCAAUCCUCAGGAGGCUCAGUAGUUGAAACAGCCUCAUCCAGAUUCACCAAAAUCUCCUUUUUCACUUCCAUUGGAAUUCCCACAUUAUCUGUUCCAUUCUCUACAAUCAUAUCAAGCAACUGUACACAAAAAAAGAAGAGAAGAGAUAGAAAUGAAUCAAGAACCUGGUUAAGUUAUGUAUUUGUUUCAAAUAUACUUCUAAUUUGUCUGAUGAUACUACUGUCCGUUUUGUUUUUUAGUUUAGAAUCAGGUCACAAAGAAAUGGAUUUGCACAAGGUAUACCUGUUAGAAGCCAAGACAAGCAGAUAUCAAACACGUUUCGGUCCGGAAGAAUCUGGGAAACGGCAUGCAGAACUUCAAUCCCUACCUCACUCGAGAGCUGGUCAAUUACCGGGGCGUUCUGUCAAUUAGCUUUAGAAGCAAUAAAUCAUCCUCAGUAGACAAAACUUCAGCAAAAUUCAUAGCAGCAUCACCCAUCUGAAGUCCAUCCAUGGCAUAAGUCCAAGAUGUCCAAACCCGGUCCCGAUCCUGCAUAUUCUUAUCUCC
Messenger RNA from Erigeron canadensis, 563 nucleotides. RefSeq lists its product as uncharacterized. The coding region runs from base 9 to 428 and encodes 139 amino acids. The transcript has 2 exons. The record is from RefSeq and is a predicted model, not a curated record. NCBI's taxonomy places the organism in Eukaryota, Viridiplantae, Streptophyta, Magnoliopsida, Asterales, Asteraceae.